UCUGUGGAUCUAGGUUCGUGGAGGCGAGAACUUUAAUGGAGAAGGCACUCAACUAAAUUUAAUAUUAACAAUUAUUUAUUAAUGAUUAUAAUAAAAUUAACAAACAACUAAAUGUAAAUAAAAAAGAAACAUAUAGGGCUGUAACUACAUUGUCAAUAGUAUAUUUAUAUUGAAAAUAUAAUAAUUAAUAUAAGCAUAAUGUCCACAAUAUUAAUAUAAAUCUGUUAUUAACUAAUGGUGGCUUAUCAUGCCUGUAUUGUACACCAGGUGCUGUGCUAAGUGCUUUAUAUAUAUUACUUAUCAUCUUCACAAUAAUACUCUCACAUGGGAAUUACUGAAGCUGUGAUUCAAAGUUGCACAGUUUGCACAUGGAGGAAGCCAAACUGGAAUAGAGCCCAGGCUCUGUGCUAGGCUGUCCCACCAACUCCCUGAGGGGUAAUGAAUGGCAACUCCCCCUGGGAAGAUGCCAGUCUCACAGAAGGCAGAUGUGAACUCAGGGGGAGCCCCAGGGCAGCCCUUUGGUCCCCUCACUCCUGUCUGUCUCUGUCCUCAUGCAGCUCCAGUACCAAGGCAGCCCCUUUAGUGACCCUGGCUUCUCAGCCCCUGAGCUCCAGCUCAGCAGCCUGCCUCCUGCCGCCAUCUCCUUCAAGACCUGGCAUGCCCUGGAUGAUGGAGAGCGGCUGGGCCGUGCCCAGGGGGCCUUCUUGGCCUUGUCCCAGCACCUGCAGCUCGUGGGGGAUGACCAGAGUGACCUGAACCCUGGCAGUCCUGUCCUGCUGGCUCAGCUUGGGGCUGCGAGACUCAGGGCCCAAGGCCUGCUGGGCAACAUGGCUGCCAUCAUGACCGCCCUGGGCCUGCCCAUUCCCCCAGAAGAGGAUACUCUAGGGCUUGUCCCAUUUGGGGCCUCAGCCUUCGAGAGGAAAUGUCGAGGCUACAUAGUGACCCGGGAAUAUGGCCACUGGACAGACCGAGCUGUGAGGGACUUGGCUCUGCUCAAGGCCAAAUAUCCUGGAUAGAGGAGAUGGGACUUCUUGUCAGAGGCUGCAACACUUCCCCUUUCACAAUGGACUCUUUUCUGCUUUGCUUCUUGGCUAGAAAGGAGACACAUCUCAUCUAGCAGACAGGGCUUGUGUGCCAUGUAUUUGGGACUAUCUACUGGGAACCAGGCCUCAAGUCCCUAUUGCCUAGGCCUUCCUGCCUGGGUCAUAUGGUCUGCCUUCCAGAUCUGGGUGGGACUCUAUAGAUAUCAUUUCAAGGAUUACCAAUCCAGUGGUACUGGUUGCCAACUUCCUGGGUGGGAAGAAAUGCCUCUUUGAAGACCGUUCACUUCCCCCUCUACAAGGAGAGAGGACAGUUAGUCUCCUUCGUGGGCUCUCCCCAAGACCUUCCCCUUCCUGUAAUUUUGGGGAGGUUCAGGGGCUGCCUUCUUGUCUCUGUCUACCUCACUUCCUGUAUGAAGAUAUGGACUUUCUGAGCACAUAGGCCUCUCUUCUUCUUGCUAGGGUUCAUUUCCCUCCCUAGUCUACCUCUCUGACUGUGGCCACUGUUCCAGCUUCCCAUCUUAAGGAGCUCCACUUCCUGAUCAAUGGAAGUCCAAUUCUUGAAAAACUAAGAACUCAUGUCACAUCUGUUCCCUGCUCAGGACACAUUCACUUCCUGUUCCUGGCUGACAGAUGGCAUCCCUGGCCUGGGGCUCUCAUGAGU
This is a messenger RNA of Ceratotherium simum simum (southern white rhinoceros), 1704 nucleotides long. The record is from RefSeq and is a predicted model, not a curated record. Lineage: Eukaryota; Metazoa; Chordata; Mammalia; Perissodactyla; Rhinocerotidae.